AUGCCAAUCGAUUAUUCAAAGUGGGACAAAAUUGAACUGUCCGACGACAGUGACAUUGAGGUCCAUCCUAACGUGGAUAAGCGUUCGUUUAUUAAAUGGAAACAGAGAGACAUCCAUGAAAAGAGACUGCAACGGAACACGGAAAUUAAGACUUUAAAAAUCCAAAGAGAGAUGUAUACUCAGUUGAACAAGAGAGUUGACUCCAUGCUUUCCAAGUUGGAUUUGAAUCAAAUUGCGGAUGAAUCCACACGAAACAGUUUUCUUGCCUCCAACUUUGAUGCCUCCGAGAAAUGUACUAUUGAAGAGGAUCAGCAGAAUAACCCAACUUAUAAUGAAAUGGUAGAAGAUUUGUUCACUCAGAUUACGGAAGACAUUUCUAAAGAAGGCAAAGAUGCAAAGAAUGGCUCGAUUAUUGUAGAUAAGCUGAAGGAACACAGAGCCAAGAUCGAUGCGGUGUUGAAAGAGAUUGAUCCUAAAUUGGACCAACUUCUACAAGAGAAAGCACUGCACAUUUCAAGUGAGGAUAUCCAUGAGGGAUUUGACAGUGUGAUCAUUAACAAAUCUGCAACCUCCAAGAUUGCUUCAUCUCGAUCGCCUGGAGAGACUGUAAAAACUACCACAAUUGAAACAAUCAAUAAUCCCCAACCAACAGUACCACUUCCCGAUAUUACCAAGGCUCCGUCUCAAGAAUUGAGCACUUUGGGUGAACUGGACGUUCUUGAUGAGACUUUAGAGUUUUCCAAGAUUGAUGUCAGUCAAUACCGAGCGAUUGCUCGUUUCUUGGAUCAACAUCCUUAUAUCAUUUCUGAACAACAACAACAAGCCUUGACAAUGAAGGCUUUUGAUGCACAACUUGAGGGCAACUCCCAAAGAGCCUUCCAAAUUGUUCAUCAGGCACUGGUCAUCCAAUACGUCAACCAAUUAUGCGGAGCUCGACCCAAAUCAGAAAUUCUUCCAAGCUACAAACCUCAGGAAACUGCGAUCAAACUGUUUAUAGGCAAGUUGACUGACAAGAAUCAUCCUGCAAGAAAAGCAUUUGAAGAAGAUGUCAAAAGAACCUUCACCCAUAUUUUGGAGAGAUGCAAAAUCCUCGCAGAAGAAAAUAAGGCUAUGGGUGAAGAACAAGUGGAACAAAUUCAAUUAAGAUCAAUGGAUGAAGGUACCGAAUUAAUGGUUACAAUUCCUCAGGAAAACACACCAGAAUAUGAAGCUUUCCUCAAGAUUCCAAAAGUCAUGCAGGAUGCGCUAAGAACCUCUUCAAUCGAUGAGGUCAACAAAGUAUUUUCCAAUAUGAGCGUACCUGAAGCCGAGAAGAUUCUAGAGCUUUUUGAUCAGUCUGGAGCCAUAUCAGUGGCUCAACUCUUAGAGAAUGAGGAGGAGUUUGACAAACUUAAACAUACGAUGGGUGAUCAAUCCAUAGAUCAAGAGGUUGAUAAUUUGGCACUGAACGAUAAGCCUAAUGAAGAGGCUAAGACAGAAGACGUAGUCGAUUAG
Molecule: messenger RNA, 1494 nt
Organism: Komagataella phaffii GS115
Lineage: Eukaryota; Fungi; Ascomycota; Pichiomycetes; Pichiales; Pichiaceae
Exons: 1
Coding region: 1-1494 (497 amino acids)
Biological process (GO): protein stabilization; protein folding
Cellular component (GO): cytoplasm
Molecular function (GO): protein kinase binding; protein-folding chaperone binding; heat shock protein binding
Source: RefSeq, a predicted model, not a curated record